This is a messenger RNA of Polyodon spathula (Mississippi paddlefish), 1658 nucleotides long. RefSeq names its product PHD finger protein 23B-like. Lineage: Eukaryota; Metazoa; Chordata; Actinopteri; Acipenseriformes; Polyodontidae. Bases 457 to 1341 code for a protein of 294 amino acids. The transcript is spliced from 4 exons. Gene Ontology annotation, biological process: positive regulation of protein ubiquitination; negative regulation of autophagosome maturation; negative regulation of autophagosome assembly. The record is from RefSeq and is a predicted model, not a curated record.
CUGGAGUCCGCUGACCGAGGUAAUGGUGGCACUCGAGUGGGACGCGUUGAGUCGACACGGAGUCAUAUUUAGGAACUUUUUGUCUUUUUUUUUUUUUUUUUUUUUUUUUUUUUUUUUUUUAAAUCAAUAGAUAAAUAAAUAAAAAGCGAUUUGGGUUUUAAAAUAAAGGCUGAAACCGCAGUUCGUAGCUGGUGCUAACUCGUUGGAGGGGGGGAAAAAGCAUUCGUGGCAACUCGGGAGAUUUGUGAAGCAGGUCCCCGGCAUAGCAGCUGCCGGAGCUGGGGGAUUUCAAACCGGGAGGACCGGGAUCGGUAACGGGCCUUAACGGGCUCCGAGAGGGCGGAGGAGUGGAAUCCGUGUCUGCGGCUGAACGGUUCUCCCCGGCCGGGGACUUGAGCUCCGGGGAACCGAGGACUGAGAGAGAUCGGGACUGGAGGGAGGGCCUCUGGCGACAUAAUGCUCGAAAUCAUGGCCGAGCAUCAAGAUUCCCUUCUGAAAUGUAAAGCGGAGUCUCUGCCUCCCGAGAAGAGAAAGCGGACUGUGGAAGACUUCAAUAAGUUUUGCAAUUUUGUCUUGGCAUAUGCUGGGUACAUCCCGUCCACCAAAGAGGAAAGCCAGUGGACCCCGCCGAGCUCCAACACCCCUCACAAGCCAGCAGGGGGCGGUGCAGACGCAGGAGACGGCUGGGCUUCGGCCCGGUCCGACCUGCACACCAUCCAGACCUUCGUGCGCAAAGCCCGGGCCUCCAAGGGGAAGGGUCUGCGCCGGCUGCACUCGGACAGCUCCCUGCUGGACAAGAUGAGGCUGAAAGACUCCCUCUUCGACAGCAGCAGCAGCAGCACUGCCUCCUCGACGCCCAGGUCAGAAAAGAAGAAAGACAGGAAACUGAAGAAGCUUUCCCUGGGCUCUGCCACCUUAGCAACAGCAGGGGGCGCCACCAGCGCGGGCCAGGAGAAGCGAUCCCGCAUCAAGCGUAGCAAAAACUCCAAAGCCACCAAGACCCUGAAGAAAUUAAAGAGCGCCCCCCCGAGCGAGACGGACUCGGAGGGGAGAGCCAAGGAGGGGGGGGCGCCCAGCCUGGGGUCGGGGUUCCUGGAGAGCCUGGGCCUGAGCGGGCCGGGCGGGCGGGAGGGCUUUGGGGAGCAGCAGCCGAAUCACAGCAAGGAGGCGGGGUUUGCAGAGGUGCUGGGGGGGGAGUCAACCCGUGAUGCGGAUGCCAGCUCCAGCGAGGGAGAGACCUGGAUCGCUGACGAAGAUAUCAUGGUCGAGUCAGGUAACGGUUUGGGCUGUAGCGCUUGGUUUAUUGUGGCUCGAGCUGUUUGCGGUAGAGAUUUGUGUUAGGCGUCUAUUUAUUGCAGCGCUUCUCAACACCAGUCCUGGGGACCCCCUGUUUGGGGACUCCCAAACAGGGGACCCCCCUUUUUACUUGUUUUCAGCUUUUGAACAGUUGCAGUUCAAGUUACUUGUCAGAUGUUAGGGCUAACUUGAAAUAUGCAAACUGUUCAAGAGCUGAAAACAAGCAAAAAGGUCUAAUUAAGCAAAAUGAUCAGCUGAAUUAAGGGUCUACUUUAGUAAUUGAGUAUAUGUUGGAAUGAAAACCAGCAGCCACAGGGGCUCCCCAGGACCGGGUUUGGCACCAAUGCUGAAGAUCGUUAUAG